Messenger RNA from Castor canadensis (American beaver), 987 nucleotides. RefSeq names its product olfactory receptor 1N2. The record is from RefSeq and is a predicted model, not a curated record. Gene Ontology annotation, molecular function: G protein-coupled receptor activity; olfactory receptor activity. Gene Ontology annotation, cellular component: membrane. Lineage: Eukaryota; Metazoa; Chordata; Mammalia; Rodentia; Castoridae. Gene Ontology annotation, biological process: G protein-coupled receptor signaling pathway.
CUGCACAGAUAACAAGAACUACAAGGGAUGGGAAAACCAAGCCAAGUGAACCAAACUGUUGUUUCAGACUUCCUUCUUCUAGGACUCUCUGAGCAGCUCAAGGAGCAGCCCAUUCUGUUCAGCAUCUUCCUGGGCAUGUACCUGAUCACUGUGGUGGGGAACCUGCUCAUCAUCCUGGCCAUCAGCUCUGACCCACAUCUACAUACUCCCAUGUACUUCUUUUUGGCCAAUCUGUCAUUAACUGAUGCCUGUUUCACUUCUGCCUCAAUUCCCAAAAUGCUGGCCAACAUUCAUACUCAGAGUCAGACCAUUUCCUAUUCAGGGUGUCUUACACAGCUGUACUUCCUCCUUAUGUUUGGUGGCCUUGACAACUGCCUCUUGGCUGUGAUGGCCUAUGAUCGCUAUCUGGCCAUCUGCCAGCCACUCCAUUACAGCAAAGCUAUGAGUCCUCACCUCUGUGCAUUAAUGUUGUGUACGUGCUGGGUGCUAACCAACUUCCCUGCCCUGAUGCACACACUGUUGCUGACCCGUGUGGUUUUCUGUGCCCAGAUGGCCAUCCCCCAUUUCUACUGUGAUCCCAGUGCUUUACUGAGGCUUGCCUGCUCCGAUACCCACAUUAAUGAGCUGAUGAUCGUCACCAUGUGCUUGAUGUUCCUUGCUGUUCCUCUCAUGCUGAUUGUGUUCUCCUAUGUCCACAUUUUCCUGGCUGUGUUGGGCAUCUCAUCCACUGGAGGACAAUGGAAGGCCUUCUCUACCUGUGGUUCUCAUCUCUUGGUGGUUCUGCUGUUCUAUGGGUCUCUUAUGGGGGUGUAUUUACUUCCCCCGUCAACUCAUUCUACAGGGAGGGAAAGUAGGGCUGCUGUUCUCUAUAUGGUCAUUAUUCCCAUGCUAAACCCAUUCAUCUAUAGCUUGAGGAAUAGAGACAUGAAGGAGGCUUUGGGAAAACUUUUUGGCAGUGGAAAAGCAUUCUUCCUACUGCAACUAUGA